CUCAUCUCAUUCGUCUGUGGCACAGAGGAGAUCACUUGGCAGAGAUUUCUCAGUUUGUGUGAGGUGGAUCACAUCCAUAAUCCCUGCAUGGCAUUUUUCUCCAGAGACUGUGACAUUGCAGAGGUGCUGUGCUGGGGGUUUAACAGGCUGGCUGCUGGGUAGACGGCUGGGCUAAUUCACUCUGACUUGCAGGUAGUUACACGACAGCGGAACGUCACCUUGACAAAAUUGACUCAAUUGCUUUGAGAGGCUAAACAAAGAAGAGGCUUGGAUUGCAACAGGUCACACCAACUGUACAGUGUUGAAGACUUCCCUUUCCUUGCAAUAGGCAUGCAGCUGGCAGCCUGUUUAGCAGUGCUGGUACUUUGGGUGGCAGAGACUGUACACAGUUGUCCAGAUGCCUGUAAAUGCACAAAGAAAACCAGUCCAGAAAGGUCAGAGGUUAACUGCCACAAGAAGGGGAUUAAAAGGUUUCCGGUCCAACUGCCCCCAGAUUCCUGGAUCCUAAAAAUGGGUGAGAACGGAAUAACAGACCUGCCAGCAAAUGUCCUGAAACCCAUCCCCAAGAUCGAAAGCAUCAACUUGGAACGCAAUGCCAUCAAAUCAAUACACCCCCAGGCCUUUUCUGGAGCCCAGAGGCUGAUGCUGCUCAAUUUGUAUGGGAACCAGAUCAACAAACUCCCCCUGAAUGGCUUUCGGGACCUGCUAAACCUACGGUUCCUCAUGCUGGGCCAAAACCACAUAUCAAUGGUCAAACCCGACAUGUUUACAGGCAUGAGUAACCUUUCAGACCUGGACCUGCCCCUCAACUCUCUGACCGCUGUUCCCUCCAAUGCUUUCAAGCCCCUGAUCGCCCUCAAGGUCUUAGAUUUGGCCUUCAACCGCAUCCACAAGAUCUCCCCCAAGGGAUUUGUGGGCCUGACAGAGCUGCUGUUCCUCAACCUGGACAACAACAGCCUGAAGAGCAUCUUGGCUGGGGCCUUCAAGCCUCUGGUCUCCCUGGAGAUGCUGGUGCUAGAUAACAACCUGUUGACCACGCUAAACUCAGCCAGUCUGGAGGGCCUGUCCAGCCUCCAGGAACUCUACCUGAGGAACAACCAGCUGGAGAGGCUACCCCCGGACCUGUUCAGACACACACCCAGGCUCUUGCAGCUGGCCCUCAGUGGGAACCAGCUCAAAAAUGUGGAUGGGAAUAUUUUCACCCAGCUGUCCGGCCUGAAGGAAGUGUAUCUCCAUGACAACCCCUGGACAUGUGACUGCAACAUCAACGGCCUGGUGCGCUGGAUGUCCCAGACGAAGGCCAACCUCUCCCCUUUGGAAGCGCUGAGGUGUGUUGCCCCGGCAGAGUACCGCAACAAAUCCAUCCACAGCCUCAAAGACCUGAAUAUGCGCUGCAGAGCCUAACCUGGAAACACACCAGCUCAUACAUUACACCAGCAUCACAUGGCUCUAGCCACGGUCCGGCCACAGAAUAACCUGUAUCCGUGCGACACUUAGGCAACCACGGCCUAACGAUUUACAACUGAAUGAUUAAUUAUUAGUGUACAACCAUAAGCUGAAGCUGUUGUAACGAUAUACAAGCAAAAGAGAAAGAAGACCAAAAGGGGCUUGAUAGCUUGCCAUGAGCUUUCUGCCAUUGGGACAUUAUACAUUUCCAUUGAUGCCAAAUUCAUAAUUUUCACCUUCAUUAAACCUGUUAUUAUUAUUGUGUAGUGAGAAACAUUCUACUGUAUUACCUCCUCUAAAAUGACAUGCAUUUCUUUACCAUAAUGAUCUUGAUAAACCUAAAAUUAUCUCAACAUGAUAAACCCAUCAAAUAUGUAAGGCAAUUUUAUGAUUCUCAGAUAUGCAAUAAUCUUUUCAUGCUUAUUAGUUUGACAUCUUUGAAGAUUAGCCUUUGCUUCCAAGCUUGUCACUCACGGUUAGUUGUAAUUAGCUGAUCUCCUAAUCUGAAGCACAAUGAAUACAUCUCAUUGUUUGCAUCGAGUGAAACAUAUGCAAAUGAAACCAUAAUGAUCUUGCCCAUGUACAACCUUAAAACAGCCUUUCCAUUGUCUAUACUCUAAUUGAGUUCAUACUGUAUAUUAAUUUGUUAAUAAAUG
Messenger RNA from Esox lucius (northern pike), 2102 nucleotides. RefSeq names its product leucine-rich repeat-containing protein 15. The transcript is spliced from 4 exons. Lineage: Eukaryota; Metazoa; Chordata; Actinopteri; Esociformes; Esocidae. The coding region runs from base 331 to 1404 and encodes 357 amino acids. Gene Ontology annotation, molecular function: protein binding. Gene Ontology annotation, cellular component: plasma membrane. The record is from RefSeq and is a predicted model, not a curated record.